GAGUACGCGUCAAAUUAAUUCCAGCAAACUCCCGGACUCCCCGGGACAACUUCAAUUUGCUUUUAUCGGAUGAAGAUCACUUCGGCGCCGCUGUGUACCUCUCACUUGCUUUCAAAAAGAAAAAACAGAAGGGGGCUACGCUGCAGUGGGAAGAGAUUUCGGGAGGUCUCGUGUUCCUCCUCUGGGGCUCACUCCACAAGUUCCCCUUCCUUCUCUGCCUUCUCUCGGACGCAUUCAGCCAUUUGAAGGGACACCUACAUUCCCCCAGCAUCUCGAAACAUAUUGGCAAAUGGAGCAAACCUAUGGAGAGGUGAACCAGUUAGGCGGCGUGUUCGUCAAUGGACGACCCCUGCCCAACGCCAUACGGUUGAGAAUCGUGGAGCUGGCUCAGCUCGGGAUCAGGCCCUGCGACAUCAGCAGGCAGCUCCGGGUCUCGCACGGCUGCGUGAGCAAGAUUUUGGCGAGAUACAACGAGACGGGCUCCAUCUUACCCGGUGCCAUCGGCGGGAGCAAACCGCGGGUCACGACGCCUAACGUGGUGAAGAAUAUCAGGGAAUACAAACAAAACGACCCCGGGAUCUUUGCGUGGGAGAUCCGGGACAGGCUUUUGGCGGACGGAGUUUGUGACAAGUACAAUGUCCCGUCGGUGAGUUCGAUCAGCAGGAUUUUACGCAACAAGAUUGGGAAUCUCUCACAGCCCAACCAGUACGAGGGCGGCAAGCAAGCGUCCGCGCAGGCCGGCCUCUCCUACAACCACAUAUACCCUUAUUCCUACCCCAACACCAUGUCGCCAAAGAUGAGCAGCGCUGCUGGAGUACCGGUGACGGCCGGGCACAUGAGCUUAUCCAGGGCCUGGCCUUCUGCGCACACCGUCAGCAACAUCCUCGGCAUACGAGCCUUCAUGGAUUCCACAGCCAUGGCUGGUGCGGAGGGAUAUCCACCAAAAAUGGAGGAGUGGAGUAGCGUCAACAGAGCAGCUUUCCCAGCGGCUCACACGGUCAACGGGAUCGACAAAUCCGCCAUUGACGCCGACAUAAAAUACGCUCAGCCUUCCUCCACGUUGUCCGGUUAUGUCUCGGCGUGUGCUUACUCUCCCACCAACCAGUACGGGGUGUACAGCGGGUCGACGGGCGGCUAUGUGGCCGCGGGACACCACCACUGGCAGCCGCAGAGCCAGGCCCUGUCCCACCCGGGCGGCGGGAUGGGCAUGCACGCGGGGGAGAUCCACUCAUCGAUGGCCUUCAAGCACCACCAUGCCCGAGAAGGAGACAGAAAACCGCCCAGUCCGCUGAGCAAGCAGCAGCAGCAGCAGCAGCAGCAGCAGCAGCAGCAGCAGCAGCAGCAGCAGCAGCAGCAGCAGCAGCAGCAGCAGCAACAUGGAGACAUGAACAGUGUGCAUGGACUCAGUCUCCCUACCUCAUCAUCAUAACCGGGACUUACACCACCUUAAUUACCAGACCCUUUUAAAUGAACUCAUUUCAACAAUCUCCAACAGUAAGUCUGAACUCUAUACCGCCCCCACCCCCCCCCCACCCCCC
Hippoglossus stenolepis (Pacific halibut) is the source of this 1538-nucleotide messenger RNA. RefSeq names its product paired box 1a (gene pax1a). NCBI's taxonomy places the organism in Eukaryota, Metazoa, Chordata, Actinopteri, Pleuronectiformes, Pleuronectidae. Gene Ontology annotation, molecular function: DNA-binding transcription factor activity, RNA polymerase II-specific; RNA polymerase II cis-regulatory region sequence-specific DNA binding. The record is from RefSeq and is a predicted model, not a curated record. Bases 290 to 1429 code for a protein of 379 amino acids. Gene Ontology annotation, biological process: regulation of transcription by RNA polymerase II; anatomical structure development. The transcript has 5 exons.